Messenger RNA from Fragaria vesca subsp. vesca, 1239 nucleotides. RefSeq names its product UDP-glycosyltransferase 85A2-like. Lineage: Eukaryota; Viridiplantae; Streptophyta; Magnoliopsida; Rosales; Rosaceae. The transcript has 4 exons. The record is from RefSeq and is a predicted model, not a curated record. The coding region runs from base 1 to 1239 and encodes 412 amino acids. Gene Ontology annotation, molecular function: UDP-glycosyltransferase activity.
AUGGGUUCAGCACAAUUAGGAGCCAAAAAACUCCAUGCAGUCUGUGUCCCUUUCCCAGCACAAGGCCAUGUUAACCCUAUGAUGCAAUUAGCCAAGCUUCUGCACUCGAGGGGAUUCCACAUAACCUUUGUCAACACCGAGUUCAACCACCGGCGUUUGAUCCGAUCCAGAGGUCCCGACUCCAUCAAGGGACUACCGGACUUCCAGUUCGCAACCAUACCGGACGGGUUGCCACCUUCAGAUAAAGAUGCAACCCAAGAUGUUCCACCUCUAUGCGACUCCACCAGGAAAACAUGUCGAGGCCCUUUUAAGGAGCUGGUGACUAACCUCAAUUGCUCGUCUGAAGUGCCGCAGAUUACUUGUAUAGUUUCUGAUGGUAUCAUGGGAUUUGGGAGGGAAGUUGCUAAGGAACUAGGGAUUCCGGAGGUUCAGUUUUGGACUGCUUCUGCUUGUGGCUUCAUGGCGUACUUGCAAUACAGCGAACUUGUCAAACGAGGCAUUGUUCCAUUCAAAGAUGAAAGUUUCCUGCAAGAUGGUACACUUGAUAAGCCAGUUGAUUGGAUCCCAGGCAUGAAGAAUGUGAGGCUCAAAGACAUCCCUAGCUUCAUCAGAGUCACUGAUGUUAACGACAUAAUGUUCGACUUCUUGGGAUCCGAAGCACAAAACUGCUUGAAAUCCUCUGCAAUCAUCUUCAACACGUUUAACGAAUUGGAGCAUGAAGUGUUGGAAGAAAUCUCAGCCAUGUUCCCCAACAUUUACACAAUAGGUCCACUUGCUUUGCUUGACCAACAUUUGAGAGAAUUUGCAUGGGGGCUUGCAAAUAGCAAGCACCAUUUUUUGUGGAUAGUUAGGCCUGAUGUGGUAAAAGGGGAUUCUGUUGUCUUGCCUGAAGAAUUUUUCAAGGCGAUCAAGGAUAGGGGUUACAUAGCAAGUUGUGGUUGGAAUUCUACUAUUGAAACUAUAUCAGAGGGUGUGCCUGUAAUCUGCUGGCCUUUCUUUGCUGAGCAGCAAACAAAUUGCCGUUUCGCGUGUUCUGAAUGGGGAAUUGGUAUGGAGGUGAACAAUGAUGUUAAGCGCCAUGAGAUUGAAGAACUUGUCAAGGAAAUGCUGGAGGGAGAGAAAGGCAGGAAGAUGAGGCAAAAGGCAAAGGAAUGGAAGAAGAAAGCAAUGGAAGCUACUGAUAUUGGAGGAUCAUCGUACAAUAAUUUUGAUAGAUUGAUUGAGCAGUGUCUGCAAUAA